Aspergillus mulundensis is the source of this 1572-nucleotide messenger RNA. RefSeq names its product E3 ubiquitin-protein ligase. The transcript has 2 exons. Gene Ontology annotation, cellular component: ubiquitin ligase complex; cytoplasm. Gene Ontology annotation, biological process: ubiquitin-dependent protein catabolic process; protein polyubiquitination; positive regulation of proteasomal ubiquitin-dependent protein catabolic process. NCBI's taxonomy places the organism in Eukaryota, Fungi, Ascomycota, Eurotiomycetes, Eurotiales, Aspergillaceae. Bases 1 to 1572 code for a protein of 523 amino acids. Gene Ontology annotation, molecular function: ubiquitin conjugating enzyme binding; zinc ion binding; ubiquitin protein ligase activity. The record is from RefSeq and is a predicted model, not a curated record.
AUGCGCAAAUUCGUCAAGUUCCUCGGCGGCGACAAGCACUCCGCAUCCUACCACAGCAUCUGGGCCGUGCCAGCCCCCGAGUCCGGAUCGAGGGCGGUCGUCACAAACACGAAGAAAGAGGCUCGCGAGACUUUAUCCAGCAAGAAGCCCCAGUCAACGCUGCACAUCUCGAAACUGAACCAGCCGGCUGUUGCGGAGCUCAGCAGCCCUACGGAGUCGACAACACCUAAGGAAGCCGACUCAAUCGCGGAGCUCUCGGCCACAGACUCGCAGGUUUCGGAGCUGGAUGGAUCGAGGCCGACCACAGAUGCGGUGCAUACCGCCAUGCCAAAGGAGGAAGAAAGAGCAACCGCGAGCUCUACGCCCAAACCUACGGCUGGCCCCGAUGCAGACCUCCUUAUAUUUUCGGAUGGGACGGAGGGCAUCCCGGUGUUUGGACGGCAGUUUGGUAUAGCCCCGACGUCGAUAAUUCGCGAGCAGAAGACGAAACAGCCAGAACCGGAGCCGGAGCCUGAGCCUGAACCUGAACAGCAAGGCGAGCCAGCUGCAAGCCCCAAAAGCCCCGAGGACUUCUUCCAGCAGGUCGACGAGGAACUUGAAGCACUCUACACGGACUAUCUUAAGUCGUCCGGCAAGCAGCGAGCGCCCGCCGAACCAAAGAAGAAAGUGAAGAAGGUGAAGAAGAUGAAGACACCGAAGAACGAACCAGAGGCAUGCAUCAUCUGCCUCGAACCGUUUUCAGCUACUGGUGUCAAGGCGCCAGAGAAACUAUCCAUCGCUUGCCAGCAUACGCCGUCGGUUUGCUACAUCUGUUUGUCGAAGAGCAUCAAGCACGACUUGGAGACCAAAUUCUGGGACGAGAUCAAGUGUCCCGAGUGCAAGGCACCGUUUAUCCAUGAGGAUAUCAAGCGGUUCGCUGACCAGGACACGUUCAUUCGAUACGACAGACUCUCCUUCCGACACGCGGUCAAUGCCGACAAGAACUUCAUCUGGUGUCUCGAGUGCGACUUUGGGCAGCUCCACGAACCAGGCGCCGAGCAGCCGGUCGUGCAAUGUUACAACUGUACCGCCGAAUCGUGCUUCAAGCAUGCCAUCAAAUGGCACGACGGGUUUACCUGCGACGAGUACGAUGCACUGCUCUGGGACCCGGAUAGCUACAAAUCCAUCAAAGCGAAGAACGAGGGAACAACCACGCAUGUUAGACCGCUGAGGAAGAUAACUAGGUACCGCCUGAAGAACGAGGAGCAGUCACGACAGAGCAACCUCCACGAGGCACAGAAGAAGGCCGCGCGGAAGAGACAGGAGGAGGAGGCUGCGCGGGUGCGCGAGGUGAAGAAGCUCCAGGCUCAAGCGGAAGCCGAGGCAGCACGAUUGCAGGAGCAGGAGAGGUCGGAAGAGGAGAGCUACGAAGAGGAGGUGAAAGACGAUUUUAAGGAGAAAAUCGAGAUGCUGAAGCGGAGGAUGCGCGAGGUCGAGCUGUCCGUGAAAACGGUGGAGAACACGACGAAGCGUUGUCCCGGAUGCGAGUGGCCGAUUGAGAAGAAUGCUGGGUGCGACCAUAUGACCUGUUAG